AUGAAUGAAGUGGAGAGCAGCAAUCGUGACCUUUCUCACCCAGACAUCCCCACGGAGGACCAGAUAGAAGAAGAAGCCAAUAGCAGACGAGGACUCCUUAGAUACUUCAGAGUAGCAAGGGUAGAAUAUACCAAGUUCGCCAUCUUAGGCUUGAUGUUUGGAAUAAUAGGGUUCAUAUACUCAUUCAUGAGAAUCCUGAAGGACAUGUUUGUGAUGGUGAGGCAAGAGCCUACAACAAUACUGUUUAUCAAGAUCUUUUACAUUCUUCCGGUUUCAAUGGCCCUUGUAUUUCUCAUACAAUACAUGCUGGGAACAAAGACAGUCUCUAGAAUAUUUUCUAUCUUCUGCGGAGGAUUUGCAUCUUUGUUCUUUGUGUGUGGAGUUGUGUUUCUGAUAGAGGAGCAGGUUUCUCCCUCGAAGUUUCUGUUUAGGGACAUGUUUAUUGAUGGGAAAAUGUCAACCAGAGGCCUUAAUGUCUUCAAGUCGAUGUUCCUGACACUGAACGAGCCUCUUGCAACAAUUGUGUUCAUCGCAGCAGAGAUGUGGGGAAGCCUUGUCUUGUCCUAUCUUUUCCUGAGUUUCUUGAACGAGUCCUGUACAAUCAAGCAGUUUUCCAGGUUCAUUCCUCCUCUUAUAAUCAUCACAAACGUGUCCCUGUUUCUUUCGGCAACAGUGGCCGGUGCUUUUUUCAAGCUUCGGGAGAAACUAGCCUUUCAACAAAACCAGUUUCUGCUUUCUGGGAUCUUCAUUUCUCAAGGCUUUCUAGUUGUCCUAGUGAUCUUCCUAAAGAUAUAUCUCGAAAGAGUAACGAUGAAAAGGCCCCUGUUUAUUGUUUCCUCGGGAUCAAGAAGAAAGAAAGCAAAAGCCAAUGUGUCCUUCUCCGAAGGCCUUGAGAUAAUGUCCCAAUCAAAGCUGCUGCUUGCAAUGUCUCUUAUUGUGCUAUUCUUCAACAUCUCUUACAACAUGAUUGAAUCUACAUUCAAGGUUGGAGUAAAGGUUGCUGCAGAAUACUUCAACGAGGAAAAGGGAAAGUACUCUGGAAAGUUCAAUAGGCUUGAUCAAUACCUUACCUCUGUUGUAGUCAUAUGUCUCAACCUGUCACCGUUCUCUAGUUAUGUGGAGACAAAGGGAUUUUUGUUGGUUGGAGUUAUAACACCAAUUGUAACGCUCCUAGCCAUUACCCUUUUCUUAGGAUCUGCACUUUACAACACCAGCAUGGAGGAAUCUGGGAUCGGAAUUGUAAACGGGUUGUUCCCAAGCGGCAAGCCUCUAUAUAUUCUCGAGAACUAUUCCGGAAUAAUAUUCAUGUCCUUGCUGAAAAUCACAAAGUACUCAGCAUUUGAUAUAUGCAAAGAAAAGCUUGGGAUGAGAAUCAACCCUACAUAUAGAGCAAGAUUCAAGAGUGUAUACGAUGGGAUCUUUGGAAAGCUUGGCAAGUCCAUAGGGUCCAUAUAUGGGCUCCUGAUGUUUGAAGCCCUGGAUACCGAAGACCUUAGAAAGGCAACUCCAAUAACCGCAGCCAUCAUUUUCAUCUUUGUUGUAAUGUGGAUAAAGGCAAUAAUCUAUCUGUCAAGGUCCUAUGACUCUGCUGUACAGCACAAUAGGGAUGUUGAUAUCGAUAUGACAGAUAAAGGUAAAAAAAGCCUGGAGGCGUCUGAGCAACCAAAAGUUGUAGAUUAA
Messenger RNA from Encephalitozoon romaleae SJ-2008, 1680 nucleotides. RefSeq names its product ATP/ADP translocase. The coding region runs from base 1 to 1680 and encodes 559 amino acids. Gene Ontology annotation, biological process: nucleotide transport. The transcript has a single exon. The record is from RefSeq and is a predicted model, not a curated record. Gene Ontology annotation, molecular function: ATP:ADP antiporter activity. NCBI's taxonomy places the organism in Eukaryota, Fungi, Microsporidia, Unikaryonidae. Gene Ontology annotation, cellular component: membrane.